Salvelinus fontinalis (brook trout) is the source of this 6959-nucleotide messenger RNA. It is a transcript of the gene jade1, whose product is annotated as jade family PHD finger 1. The coding region runs from base 2773 to 4131 and encodes 452 amino acids. Gene Ontology annotation, biological process: regulation of transcription by RNA polymerase II. Gene Ontology annotation, cellular component: histone acetyltransferase complex. Lineage: Eukaryota; Metazoa; Chordata; Actinopteri; Salmoniformes; Salmonidae. The transcript has 7 exons. The record is from RefSeq and is a predicted model, not a curated record.
CAUCAAAGCAGGGGCCGAGAGACUGAAAAACAGCUUCUAUCUCAAGGCCAUCAGACUGUUAAACAGCCACCACUAACAUUUAGCGGCCGCUGCCAACAUACUGACUCAACUCCAGCCACUUUAAAAAUGGGAAUUGAUGGAAAUUAUGUAAAAAUGUACCACUAGCCACUUUAAACAAUGCCACCUAAUAUAAUGUUUACAUACCCUACAUUACCCAUCUCAUAUGUAUAUGUGUAACAGAUGUAUAGUGUACUCUCCAUGCGUUGUGUUUUAUAAUAAUAAAUAACUUCGGCCAGUGGUCCCAGUUGAGCAUCAUUUAUUUCUGCUGUUGUUAAAUGGGAAACAGCACGUUAGUUGUGCAGGGCUUAACAGUGUUGAUGGCUGUCGAUGACAAAAUCCCUUGCAUCACAUUUUCAUACUGGGCGAACAAAAUACAAAAAUACAAUACAAAAUAUAACAUGUAUAAAUACCUGUUGUUAAAUGGGAAACAGCACGUUAGUUGUGCAGGGCUUAACAGUGUUGAUGGCUGUCGAUGACAAAAUCUGUAGCAUGAAGACAACUGUGUUAGCCGUGGCUUAUGUGACCAUGACAUCGGUGUAUGCUAGCUAACACAAUUAUUUACAGCAAUCAUAUGCCAAAGCACAUCCCAGAAAGCCCCUCAAUCCCUAACAGGUACCAUAUACCCACACAUGUAUAAAAUCAGUAACGUACAGCAAACUUGUACACAUUGUAAAAUAGAAAAUAGAAAACAGUAUUCAGAACGUGACCUACCCCUUGCAUCACAUUUUCAUACUGGGAAGACCUGACGUUCGCGAUCUCCCCCGAUCUGCAAGUGGGGCCAAUCACAACACCCCUUAUUGUCAUCAGAAUUGAACUAACCAAUAAGAAUGCUUGAACAUCAAAUACACAUUUCUUUAGAGGCAAGUGGAAACAUAACCAACCCUGUUACAUAUGUAUAUACUGUACUCUAUAUCAUCUACUGCAUCUUGCCAUCUUUAUGUAAUACAUGUACCACUAGCCACUUUAAACUAUGCCACUUUAUGUUUACAUACCCUACAUUACUCAUCUCAUAUGUAUAUACCGUACUCUAUACCAUCUACUGCAUCUUGCCUAUGCCGUUCUGUACCAUCACUCAUUCAUAUAUCUUUAUGUACAUAUUCUUUAUCCCUUUACACUUGCGUGUAUAAGGUAGUAGUUGUGGAAUUGUUAGGUUAGAUUACUUGUUGUUAUUACUGCAUUGUCGGAACUAGAAGCUCAAGCAUUUCGCUACACUCGCAUUAACAUCUGCUAACCAUGUGUAUGUGACUUGAUUUGAUUUGAUUUGAGCAGCAGGAUUUGUGACUUGUUGCCACAAAAAAAGGGCAACCAGUGAAAAACAAACACCAUUGUAAAUACAACCCAUAUUUAUGCUUAUUUAUUUUAACUUGUGUGCUUUAACCAUUUGUACAUUGUUACAACACUGUAUAUAUAUAAUAUAACAUUUGUAAUGUCUUUAUUGUUUUGAAACUUCUGUAUGUUUACUGUUCAUUUUUAUUGUUUAUUUCACUUUUGUAUAAUAUCUACCUCACUUGCUUUGGCAAUGUUAACACAUGUUUCCCAUGCCAAUAAAGCCCCUUGAAUUGAAUUGAAUUGAAUUAGUAGGGUAUUUGUUGAUUUAUUUUUAUUUGUUGAUUUUCGUUAUACUCCAAUCUAGUAGGUGGCGGUAAUGCAACAUGUAUUGGAUGUCAACCGCCGUUAAACCUAAUCAAAGAGGAUUACCAGCUAGGGUACAGGGUUAGUUAUCAGUAUCUUCGGUUACGGUUUGCGAGCGAGUGAUAUGCCAUCUCUACUAAGUUGACACGUCAUGUUCUCCUAUUCAGUUGUUCGUGUAACGUUAGCUAAUUAGGCACACGUGUGUUUGUUUAUGAUGACACGUUGCGCUUGGUCAAUAUUUUAUUUAACAAGUCAGCUAUGAACAAAUUCUUACUUACAAUGACGUCCUAGGAACAACCGCCUUGUUCAGGGACGGAACGAUAUUUUUACCUUGUCAGCUCGGGGAUUCGAUCUAGCAACCUUUCGGUUACUGGCCCAACGCGCGGUUACUGGCCCAACCACUAGGCUACCUAUCGCCCCGGUGAGUUAGUAGAUAAGUCAGGAGAUUCGCUACUACCAUUUUUGUCGGAUAUGAAUUUGUUACUGCCAGUUGUUUGGACGUGUUCAGCAGGGCACAACGUUGUGGAACGUUCACACACCACCGUGGGCUCAUUGUGACGGAAACAAUGAUUUGUCGUACCAUUUCGUUGUGUUGUUGCGUCUCAGAUGGGAAUAAACCCUGUCAGUAGAAGUCGGGUGUUUCGCUUGUUCCUAGGAGCCUUGACAGUGGUGCAUGAAUAACGUUAGUGAUUAGCACUUUUGUGUGACGGUGGGUGAGGUGAGCAGUACCACUACUAGAUACAUAGGGCGUCGCACAAUUGGCCCAGCGUCGUCCGUGUUUGGCCGGUGUAGACCGUCAUUGUAAAUAAGAAUUAACUGACUUGCCUAAUUAAAUAGAGGUUAAAUAUAAAAAAUCUUAAAAUUUGCCACAUUAUCUAUCAUACUAAUUGUCAGUCCAAAAACUCAGGUUGAGAUGAUAGAUGAGAAGUCAUUGAUCUAAAUUGAUCAUCAGUCAGGCAGAUGGCAGCCAUGUUUGUCUAGUGAAAGUGUUGGGUACUUGGCAGCAGAGGAAUCUGUCUGGACUGUGAAUCUCCUCUUUUCAGAUUACACAAUUAGACCUGAACCACGCCAAAACUGAUCAUGAAGAGAAGUCGACAUCCAAGCAGCAGCGAAGACUCUGACAAUGGAAGUAACUCCACUUCUUGGUCGCAGCAUUCUCAACUCAGGAGAGCCAAUGGGAUGAAGCCCGCAGAGGUGUUUAGGACAGACUUCAUCACGGCCAUGAAGCUCCAUGACACGUACCAUCUGAACCCAGAGGAUUACUACGUCCUGGCCGAUCCCUGGAGACAUGAGUGGGAGAAGGGAGUCCAGGUCCCUGUCAGCCCACACAUCAUUCCCCAGACUGUAGCCCGGGUGGUGGCUGAGAAGGGGACAGAGGUGAUGUUCUUGAAGCCCAAGAAGUGGAUCCGUUCUGGGGGUUCGGAGGCGCUGGGGUACGUGGACAUCCAGACCCUGGCUGAGGGGACGUGUCAAUACGACCUCAACGACACUGACGUGGCCUGGCUGGAGCUCAUCAACCACCAGUUCACUCUGAUGGGCAUGGCUGUGCUGGAUGAGACCACCAUGGAGAGAGCGAUGGAGGAGUUUGAGCGGCGUUCCUGUGACAGAAUGAGACAUCCCAUGGCCACGGAGGAGGGGUUUGGCAUGGAGUACGACGAAGACGUUGUGUGUGACGUGUGUCGGUCACCUGACGGCGAGGACAACAACGAGAUGGUGUUCUGUGACAAGUGCAACAUCUGUGUUCACCAGGCGUGUUAUGGGAUUCUGAAGGUACCCAAGGGUAGCUGGCUGUGUCGGACCUGUGCUCUCGGCAUCUCGCCCAAAUGCCAAGUCUGCCGCAAGAAGGGCAGGGCCAUGAAGCCCACCCGCAGCGGAACCAAGUGGUUCCACGUCAGCUGUGCCCUGUGGAUCCCCGAGUGUUCGGCUAAAAGCUGCCAGACAGCGUUCCAUGUGAGCUGUGCCUUAGACAGCAGCCUGGAGAUGAACACCAUCAAAGAGCAGGUCAAGUCCUUCUGCCCCAAACACUCUGGUCUGGUGGGAGGAGAGGAGGGGACGAGGGGAGGGAGAGAUGAAGUUCCUAACCCCCCUGCCCCUCAUCCAGUCCCCAACCCAGUGGAGGACCUGAACCUCCGUCACAUCAGACUACAGCAGCUGGAGGAGUCACACCAGUUAGUUGACGUGAAGGAGGUGUCCCGGGCCCUGCAGCUGAACCAGGAGACAGUCCACUUCAUGUAUCGCUACUGGAAGCUGAAAUGCCAAGCCAAGCAGCCAUUGCUGACCCCCCAGAUGGAGGAGGAGAGUGUGGCGAGGACAGAGCAUGAUAUCGUUCUCCGCCACCAGGGGAUGGGUCGGGGUGCGCCUCCCAGGCCCGGGGUCGCUGGCUAUUGGCUGACUGUCUCCAGCUGCAGAGGGGGGGAGCCACCAGAGGGGGGUGACUAACUCCUAACCCAAUACCAGCAGAUAUCUCUCUAACCGUUGAAAUAAAUCUGGAGUGCAGCGUUAAAUUACCUGGCUGUUGCCUGUGUGCUCAUCUAAUGACUAGAGACAGAACUACUGUACUCCUCAGAACCAGACAGAGCUACUGUACUCCUCAGAACCAGGCAGAGCUACUGUACUCCUCAGAACCAGACAGAGCUACUGUACUCCUCAGAACCAGACAGAGCUACUGUACUCCUCAGAACCAGGCAGAGCUACUGUACUGUGACUCUAACCCACCAUACAGUCAAUUUGACCCUGACUCUAACCCACCAGUCUAACUGACCCUGACUCUAACCCACCAGUCUAAUUGACCCUGACUCUAACCCACCAGUCUAAUUGACCCUGACUCUAACCCACCAGUCUAAUUGACCCUGACUCUAACCCACCAGUCUAAUUGACCCUGACUCUAACCCACCAGUCUAAUUGACCCUGACUCUAACCCACCAGUCUAAUUGACCCUGACUCUAACCCACCAGUCUAAUUGACCCUGACUCUAACCCACCAGUCUAAUUGACCCGACUCUAACCCACCAGUCUAAUUGACCCUGACUCUAACCCACCAGUCUAACUGACCCUGACUCUAACCCACCAGUCUAACUGACCCUGACUCUAACCCACCAGUCUAACUGACCCUGACUCUAACCCACCAGUCUAAUUGACCCUGACUCUAACCCACCAGUCUAAUUGACCCUGACUGUAACCCACCAGUCUAACUGACCCUGACUCUAACCCACCAGUCUAAUUGACCCUGACUCUAACCCACCAGUCUAACUGACCCUGACUCUAACCCACCAGUCUAAUUGACCCUGAAUCUAACCCACCAGUCUAAUUGACCCUGACUCUAACCCACCAGUCAAAUUGACCCUGACUCUAACCCACCAGUCUAAUUGACCCUGAAUCUAACCCACCAGUCUAAUUGACCCUGACUCUAACCCACCAGUCAAAUUGACCCUGACUCUAACCCACCAGUCUAAUUGACCCUGACUCUAACCCACCAGUCUACUUGACCCUGACUCUAACCCACCAGUCUAAUUGACCCUGACUCUAACCCACCAGUCUAACUGACCCUGACUCUAACCCACCAGUCUAAUUGACCCUGACUCUAACCCACCAGUCUAAUUGACCCUGACUCUAACCCACCAGUCUAAUUGACCCUGACUCUAACCCACCAGUCUAAUUGACCCUGACUCUAACCCACCAGUCUAACUGACCCUGACUCUAACCCACCAGUCUAAUUGACCCUGACUCUAACCCACCAGUCUAAUUGACCCUGACUCUAACCCACCAGUCUAAUUGACCCUGACUCUAACCCACCAGUCUAACUGACCCUGACUCUAACCCACCAGUCUAACUGACCCUGACUCUAACCCACCAGUCUAACUGACCCUGACUCUAACCCACCAGUCUAACUGACCCUGACUCUAACCCACCAGUCUAACUGACCCUGACUCUAACCCACCAGUCUAACUGACCCUGACCCACCAGUCUAACUGACCCUGACUCUAACCCACCAGUCUAACUGACCCUGACUCUAACCCACCAGUCAAAUUGACCCUGGCUCUAACCCACCAGUCAAAUUGACCCUGGCUCUAACCCACCAGUCAAAUUGACCCUGACUCUAACCCACCAGUCAAAUUGACCCUGACUCUAACCCACCAGUCAAAUUGACCCUGACUCUAACCCACCAGUCAAAUUGACCCUGACUCUAACCCACCAGUCAAAUUGACCCUGACUCUAACCCACCAGUCAAAUUGACCCUGACUCUAACCCACCAGUCAAAUUGACCCUGACUCUAACCCACCAGUCUAACUGACCCUGACUCUAACCCACCAGUCAAAUUGACCCUGACUCUAACCCACCAGUCUAACUGACCCUGACUCUAACCCACCAGUCUAAUUGACCCUGACUCUAACCCACCAGUCUAAUUGACCCUGACUCUAACCCACCAGUCUAACUGACCCUGACUCUAACCCACCAGUCUAACUGACCCUGACUCUAACCCACCAGUCUAAUUGACCCUGACUCUAACCCACCAGUCAAAUUGACCCUGACUCUAACCCACCAGUCUAAUUGACCAUGACUCUAACCCACCAGUCUAACUGACCCUGACUCUAACCCACCAGUCUAACUGACCCUGACUCUAACCCACCAGUCUAACUGACCCUGACUCUAACCCACCAUACAGUCAAUUUAUAUCAAUUACAAGUAAUAUAGACAGCAUACAUGGUUAAUGUUCGCCAUUUACCUAUGUGUUAUCAGUUGAUGUUAUUCUUCAAUAACACAAACUCCAAAGCAAAUCACGGGGAGAAAAAUAGGUUGAUUUUGAGAAGGACAAAUCAUAGAUGAAAUGCUGUGAGGUAGAGGUGCAGUCUCCCCAGUUUUCCUCCACAUCAUAGAUGAAAUGCUGUGAGGUAGAGGUGCAGUCUCCCCAGUUUUCCUCCACAGAACAAAGGAACAGGAAGCCAUUUAUAACCCCCCACCCUAGCCUGGGGUUGACCAAUCAGAAGUCCUUGCAGUACAACUGGGCCAAUAGCCAGAUAACAAGUAUCCUGCUCCAGACUCAAUGUACAGACCGUAGUACACGUCGCUCUGAGUUCAGGAGUGACAUUCCACAGAUUCUAAUCAGCUGUUGAUCUGAAACACAACUCCUAUUUACAAUGAGUUUUGAGUCCUCAUCCUCUAUCUUCAAAGUGUUCUUAUAUAUAUGCUAGAUCACAUUUAUAAAUGUGUUUUUUGGCAACAAAUCAAUUAUAAUCAGGACAUGGGUGGAAUAAAUCAUGUUUCACUUGA